CUGUUGUAGUCUCCAACUUCCUCGAGCUCCACGUCCUCCGUGUGCGCGGGUACGGACAGGAUUAUAGUGUCCAGCGUGGAAAUCUAUCAAAAUCUUUAUGGACCUAGAACACCGUGAAUUACUAGAUCAAAUUAAUUGUAUUAAUACUAUUUUCUGUGAUAUUUGGACCCAGCUUUGCCAUAGUUUUGUCUUACAGUGACGGAAACUAAGGACAAUAUGGAUAGAAAUUUACAAAACGAAUUGAACGAAAGAACGGACGAAGUCGUGGGGUUGAAGGAACGUUUACGAAAAACAAAUGCCAUAUUACAGAACGCACAAGAACAAGACCAAUUCGAAGUUUGUAAAUCAUGUGCAGACAAGUUCAAACAGGAGUCCAAACGACUGCGAACUGAGCUGAAGAAAACAGAAACAUACUGUAAAAACCAAGACGAGACUGUGAGGCAUACAUGCACAUGCAGUCAGGAUCAAGAUUCCAACGUCCUCAGAGAAAAAAGAGGAAGAGCUCGCCAACAUGAAGAACAACUGGUUUGCCAAGAAACGGAUAGAAGUCCCGAAAAGGACAGUGCUUACUUAAGCAUUGCAUCGCAGGAAUACUACAAAGGUUUAGAAACCACAGAUAUGACAGAUUCGGAAAAAGCUCUUCAGUCGUAAAUUUACACCUUGUCUACAUCAACGAAGCUGCAGGAAACUGUCCUCUAAACGUUAUUAACGAAUUUUAAUGAUGUUUAAGUAAAACUUGACAAAACGAAUACAGAUUCUUUUUCUCUGCUAAAAUGACUUCAGGGGGAAAUAAUAUGCUUUCUAAGCGCCCGCUAAUUUGAUGUGAACUUCUGACGAAAGUGGACAAAUUGAUGAAAAUUAAAAUUCCUAAUAAAAGAGGUGUUUUCUGUGGUAUCAAAUUAUAGAGUUUGCUAUAUAUUACUUAUUUUAGUGAAAGACAAACGAAAGAGAAUGAUUCAAUUCCAUGUAAACGUAAAAUAAACAACCUGCACGGACAUUUAUUGCUAGGUGUAUUUAAAGAUGAUGCCCGCACGAGUAAAAAGAAUGUAUUUCUAUAAUUGACUAUAGUAUAUAUUCAUAAUCAAAACUGUAAUUAAUGUAUAUUCAUCAUGGUAUUUUGUCCUAUAACGGAAGUCAAUAUCAAGAGAAUAGGAAACACCACAUUUUCAAGGCACGCUUCUUACCUCGGACAAUAACAUGACGUUUUGAAUAAUAAAUCAUACGAGCAGUCGACCGUUUUUUUUAAAACGGUCAAUUUGCCACUUUAUGGUCUCCACACCCCACACCCCCACCGCACCCCCAUUCUGUUGCAGAAAUUGUUCAAACUCGGGUUACACCACUCUGAAAAUAUUCUUGAUCCGCCGCUGGAGUAAGGAACAUUUACUGUAUACUGAGCUGUAGCAGAUGAUUUAAAUGGAUUCCAAAUGAAGCUUGUUUCCUGUUUAAUGGCUAUUUUCCGAAAGUUUGGUGUCUAUAAACCUCGCAGAGUUAAUGUCAUAGUUUUUAUAUAUGCAUAUGAGUAUACAUGUACAUUGUAUCCAAAUAGACAAGAAUUGAUACAUGAAUUCUUGUAAAAAUCUGGUUAACUGAACUUUUUAGUAUUUCUGUGAUCGACAAAUGUUAUGAUGGCAUUUUAGGAAUUAAGUUUACUAAACACAACUCUGAUUUUGAAUUCAUUGUAUUUACUUGUUACCUCCCACCAGAAUAUUCAAACAGAGGACGGGAUGCUCAGGGUUUUUUUGCACAUCUGUUGUCCCAGAUUUAUUUGCACAAUGAAAAUAAUGGUAUUUUUUUAUUGGGUGACAUGAAUUGUAGAAUAGGCAACCUACAAGAGGUAAUACAAGAUGUUGAUGAAAUUACCACUCGUAAACCUAUAGACAACACUAUAAACCAGCAUGGUCAUGAAUUUAUUGAGUUUCUCAAUGAAACAAACUUUUGUGUUCUGAAUGGCAGAUUUCCAGAUGACAAUUUUACGUGUAUUUCACGAAAAGGUAAAUCUGUAGUUGACUAUAUAUGUAUACCUGUAGAUAUAUUUAGAUAUGUUACAAAUUUUAAUGUGUUUACAGUACAGUCUAUUGUAGAUGAUUUCAAGUUUCAUGAUUUCUUAGGUAUGAAAUCAAAACUCCCGGAUCACUCGGCUAUUACUUGUGAUUUCAGUGUUACUGAAUAUGGCUUAAUACAUGAAUCUGAAAAGGUCGAAAGCACUAAACCACGAUUUAAUCUGAAUAGGGUCCCACUUGAUUUUAUGUCCAAUGAAUUGACUAGAACUGGUUUAUUAAUAGCAAUAGAUCAAAUUGAAAAAAGCAGAAAAUCGCAGGAAAAUGUAGAUGGCAUUUAUGACAAUUUAUGUAAAAUAAUUUUAAAAGAAAUGGAAACUAUCCCAAAGAUUGUACACAAAAACUCAAGUAAACGUCUGAAAAAUAAAAAGCCUUUUUGGAAUGAUGAAUUACGUGAUUUAUGGAACAAUACACGAGAAAAAGAAAAUAUUUUUGUGAAAUAUAAAGGUAAACAAGAUGUUAAAUCGGCCCUAAGACGAGAAUACAUUGAAGCACGGGAUAUUUUUGACAAGGCGCUUAGGCGCACCGAACGCUCUUACAAGAAAACUGUAGCUAGAGACAUUGAGAAUAUGAGUUCAUCAAACCCAAAUGAAUUUUGGAAUAAAAUUAAAAAGCUUGGACCAAGAAAUACAAUAUAUAUUCCAAUGGAGGUCACAGAUACAGAUGGAAAUAUCAUUACUAAUGAACGAGAAGUUUUAAAUAGAUGGCAAAUUGAUUUCCAAAAUUUGUAUAACGGUAGCGUGAAUACUGAUUUUUUUCAAGAUCAUUACGAUAGUUCAAGGCUAGAAAAAACAAGGUUGGAAAAUAAUAUGAAACUUCAAUCAUUCAUCUGCAAUGAAGAAUUAAAUUAUGAUAUAUCGCUGGAAGAAAUUUCUGAUAUUGUACUGCACUCUAAAUCUAAAUCUGCUAGUGGGUAUGAUGAAAUUCCAUAUAGUGUUCUAAAAUUCCCAAUGAUAAUUAAAACAUUACGUAAUCUCUUUCAACUUAUAUUUGAUUCAAGUAUCAUCCCUUCCAUCUGGAGGAAAGCUAUCAUAUGUCCUAUUCUUAAGGAUUCCUCCUCGGACAAACGCCUGCCAAUGAAUUACCGAGGUAUCAGUCUCCUAUCCUGUAUCAGUAAGCUUUAUAGUGCAUUUAUUAAUAAAAGGCUUGUUACUUACUUGGAGAAUAAUGAUAUUUUGGCAGAUGAACAAAAUGGUUUUAGAAGAGGGAGAUCCUGUGAAGAUCACGUAUUUACUUUGAACAGUCUAAUUCAGAAUAAUAAAAAUCUGUAUGUUGCAUUUAUUGAUCUAAAGAAGUGUUUUGAUUUUGUAGAUAGAGACAUGAUGCUGUAUAAACUUCUGUUGAAUGAUGUAAAUGGUAAAAUGUAUAACUCGAUCAAGAAUAUUUACCAAAGUUCAGAGUCAUGCGUUCGAGUAAAUGGAAAACUUACAAACUGGUUUAGCUGUAAAACUGUGUUAAACAGGGGGAUAACUUAUCUCCAACUCUAUUUUCGAUUUUUGCAAAUGACCUUGUUCAUGAAAUAAACUCUUUGGAUGUGGGUGUAAAUAUCGCAGAUGAAAAGCUGUCCGUUUUAUUAUAUGCAGACGAUAUAGCCUUAAUAGCUAAGACACUGGAAGAAUUACAAUGUAUGUUACAAAAACUGCACAACUGGUGCAGGCGUUGGAGAGUCCUUAUAAAUACUGAAAAAUCCAAAUGUAUGCACUUUCGUAAAACUAGAACAAAAGGAACAGAGUUUGAAUUCACUAUUGGAACAAAUACAUUAGAAAUAGUAGAUAGCUAUAAAUAUCUUGGAAUCAUAUUUACUUACACUGGAAAUUUUACAAAAAAUGCAGAAAAUCUUGCUAAAGCUGGAGGACGGGCACUUGGAAAAAUUAUUUCUACAAUACACAAUAAUAAAGAAUUUGGAUUCACUGCUUACGAAAAAUUAUUUUACUCUUGCGUUUUACCUAUAUUAGACUAUUCGUCCAGUGUUUGGGGGUUCAAAAAAUUGCAGUCAAUAGAUAAUGUUCAAAAUCUAGCCAUUAGAUAUUUUUUGGGAGUACAUCGUUUUGCGCCUUUAUUGGCAAUCUAUGGAGAUACGGGGUGGAUACCCAGUCAAUAUCGUCGAUGGAUUAAUAUGAUAAGAUUUUGGAAUAGAGUAUUGUUAUUUGACAGUGAACGCAUUACUAGAAAAGUGUUUGAAAUGGAUUAUGAUAUAUGUAGAAACAACUGGUGUAGUGCUCUGAAAGAAAUUUUGCAAAAUUUGGAACUGGAAAGUUAUUUUGACUCAAAAUUGUUAAUAGACAUGAAUGUUCUUCAAACAAAUAUGCAUUACUAUUACUCAAAUAUCUGGAAAAAUGAAGUAUUUAAAGUACCUAAAUUACGAACUUAUGUGUCUUUAAAAUCAACCUUUGGUCGAGAAAAUUAUGUAACAUUGGAUAUUCCAAAAUACUUUAGGUCAAUUAUGUCGCAGUUUAGAUGUGGUAUUUUACCUUUAAGAAUAGAGACGGGAAGAUAUUAUGGGGAACCUGCUGUUGAAAGAAUAUGCUUAUUGUGUUCAUUAAAUUGUGUGGAAGACGAAAUUCAUUUUUUACUCUAUUGUCCACUGUAUUCUAAACUUAGAACAACUUUGUUUGAAAACACGGGAUUUGAUCAAAUGUCAAUGUCAGAUGUAGAGGUUCUUCGAAUGUUAAUAACAAACUACCCAAGACAAUUAGCAAAAUACUUGUACUCCUCCUUUUCUCUUAGACAAUCUAUUAUAUUUGGAAAAAUCAACAACUGAGCUAUUUAUACAUUAUAUACUUAUUAUACAUGUAUACACAUGUAUGUAUAUAUAAUUAUAGAAAAUGUUAUUAUGCGCAAUUAUUUGCAUUAUAUAUUAUUAUAUCAACGUUUAAAGUGGCAUAUAGGCCCGACGGGCCGGGUGUUUAUUGAUUUGUAUAUUGUGAUAAAAUUGGAUGUAUGAAUAUAUGUACACAUGCCACUAUAAUAAAUAAAAUUACUUACUUACUUACUUAC
This is a messenger RNA of Ostrea edulis (European flat oyster), 5054 nucleotides long. RefSeq lists its product as uncharacterized. The transcript has 5 exons. The record is from RefSeq and is a predicted model, not a curated record. Lineage: Eukaryota; Metazoa; Mollusca; Bivalvia; Ostreida; Ostreidae. The coding region runs from base 217 to 651 and encodes 144 amino acids.